Molecule: messenger RNA, 3558 nt
Organism: Manis pentadactyla (Chinese pangolin)
Lineage: Eukaryota; Metazoa; Chordata; Mammalia; Pholidota; Manidae
Gene: PTPRR
Product: protein tyrosine phosphatase receptor type R
Exons: 14
Coding region: 493-2454 (653 amino acids)
Biological process (GO): protein dephosphorylation
Molecular function (GO): protein tyrosine phosphatase activity
Source: RefSeq, a predicted model, not a curated record
CCACCGCGGUGGAGCCAGAUCCCCUCGCAGCCGCCGCUAAGACCCGGAGAAGUGGAAUUUCACUUUGUAACUCGGGUUCCGCGCGAGGGCCAGCGCCGGGCAUGCUCAGUCGCCGCGGCGCGUCGGAGCUGGGCGGGCGCUGCGCUGGCCCCGCGCGGCCGGGCUCCCGGGCUGGCGCGGAGUCCACGCCGCCUCCGCCGCGGCCGCAGGGCGUCCGGAGGCCACGCGGUUGCGGCCCGAGAGCACCUCGGCCCCCACGCUGCUCCGCCCCUCGCCAGCCGCCUCCCACUCGUCUUCCCCUCCGCCUCUCCGGGGGAGGCGAAGCUGGUUCACGUUUCAGUCGGAGCCACACACCGCCCUGCAAAGCCCAGCCGAGGACCUGGGAAUGAAUCCCGGAGACCAGAGGACCUUUGGCAGUGGCUCUUUCUAAUUACACUUCGCCUGAAGUGGGGUCGUGGCGGAGUUCCUCCUCCACCUCUCAAUGCAAACACUAUGCGGAGAGCAGUCGGCUUCCCUGCGCUCUGCCUGCUUCUCAGUCUUCAUGCUGCAGGGUGCUUUUCGAGAAAUAAUGAUCACAUUUUGGCAAUUCAGCAGAAGAAUGGGAAGCCAGCAUUCAUUUAUCACCAUUCACAAGACAUUGAGAAGAGCCUGGAUAUAGCUCCACAAAAGACAUACAAACAUAGCUUUCACUCCCCUUCUGAGGCUCACAUAAGCAAACACCGCCAAAUUGUUGACUCAGCAUUUCCUAGGCCUGCAUAUGACCCAUCUCUCAAUCUGUUGGCCAUGGCCGGUCAAGAUCUUGAAGUGGAAAACCUUCCAAUCCCAGCAGCAAAUGUAAUUGUGGUGACACUGCAAAUGGAUGUCAACAGGCUGAACAUAACCUUGCUUCGGAUAUUCCGCCAAGGAGUGGCUGCAGCUCUAGGACUUCUGCCUCAGCAAGUGCACAUCAACCGCCUCAUUGGAAAGAAGAAUAGUAUCGAGCUAUUUGUGUCUCCCAUAAACCGAAAAGCAGGCAUUUCUGAUGCCCUGCCAUCUGAGGAAGUGCUGCAUUCACUUAACAUCAAUGUUUUGCACCAAAGUUUAUCCCAGUUUGGAAUUACAGAGGUCUCCCCUGAGAAUGUUUUACAAGGGCAGCACGAAGCGGACAAAAUCUGGAGCAAAGAAGGAUUUUACGCUGUUGUCAUUUUUCUCAGCAUCUUUGUUAUUAUAGUAACGUGUUUGAUGAUUCUUUACAGAUUAAAAGAAAAGUUCCAGCUUUCCUUGAGACAAGAUAAAGAGAAACACCAGGAGAUCCACCUAUCGCCCAUCGCAUUACAGCCCGCGCAGUGCGAGGCAAAGCCAGGCAGCAGCAUGGUCCAGCCUGAGCAGGCCCCAAAGGUGCUGAAUGUGGUCGUGGACCCUCAAGGCCGAUACACUCCUGAGAUAAAAACCACCACCACUGUCUGCCCUUCUCCUUUCAAAAUGAAGCCCAUAGGCCUUCAGGAGAGACGUGGGUCCAACGUAUCCCUUACCCUGGACAUGAGCAGCUUGGGGAAUGUCGAACCAUUUGCGGCCAUAUCAACCCCACAGGAGAAAGUAGCAAUGGAGUACCUGCAGUCAGCCAGCCGGGUUCUUACAAGGUCACAGCUGAGGGGUGUCGUGGCGAGUUCACAUUUACUCCAAAGUGAAUUCAUGGAAAUACCAAUGAACUUUGUGGAUCCCAAGGAAAUUGACAUUCCACGUCAUGGAACUAAAAAUCGCUAUAAGACUAUUUUGCCAAAUCCCCUCAGCAGAGUGUGUUUAAGACCAAAAAAUGUAAAUGAUUCUUUGAGCACCUAUAUUAAUGCUAAUUAUAUCAGGGGCUACAGUGGCCAAGAGAAAGCGUUCAUUGCCACACAAGGUCCCAUGAUCAAUACCGUGAAUGAUUUCUGGCAGAUGGUUUGGCAAGAAGACAGUCCCGUGAUUGUUAUGAUCACAAAACUUAAAGAGAAAAAUGAGAAAUGUGUGCUCUACUGGCCAGAAAAGAGAGGAAUAUAUGGGAAAGUUGAGGUUCUGGUUAUCAACGUCAAUGAAUGUGCUAACUACACCAUUCGAAACCUCGUCUUAAAGCAAGGAAGUCAAACCCAACAUGUGAAGCAUUACUGGUAUACCUCAUGGCCCGACCACAAGACUCCAGACAGCGCCCAGCCCCUUCUGCAGCUUAUGCUGGAGGUAGAAGAAGAUAGACUUGCUUCCAUGGGCCGAGGGCCUGUGGUUGUCCACUGCAGUGCGGGAAUCGGCAGGACGGGCUGUUUUAUUGCUACAUCCAUCGGCUGUCGACAGUUGAAAGAAGAGGGAGUUGUGGACGCGCUAAGCAUUGUCUGCCGGCUGCGCGUAGACAGGGGUGGAAUGGUCCAAACCAGUGAGCAGUAUGAAUUUGUGCAUCAUGCUCUGUGCCUGUAUGAGAAUAGACUUUCAGCAGAAACUGUCCAGUGAUUGUCUGAAGAUUUACCAGACCACCAAUCUCUAGGGGUGAUUAGUCAAUUACCCACUUGAGGCUUCUGGAAGGAGCUUUCUGCAAUGGAAGGAAGGAGAAGCCCUUCAGCCAAGCUGUGGCACAGACUGCAGAGGACGGCAACCUGUUAAAGACUGCCAGUCCCUUGUGUAUGUGAAUGCGUUUGUAAGCAUCCCCUAAAUUAUUCUGAAGAUCCUCUGCUGGAGGUAUGAUAGAUUUCUCACACACCUAAGGGGGGUUUUGUUUUGUUUGUAUUGACUAUCUGCCACACAGAAUGUAUGGAUGAAAUACUCAAGUGAUGUAUGUCAUCAGACAUCGGAAGGAGCCGCUGAAGAAAUUAUUAUCAUGUGUUUCGAUGCUUUAAUGUUUGCAAAAUCUGUCUUGUGAAUGGGCUGUCAGCUAUUAAACUGUUCCUGUUCUAAGUGCUAUUGCCUUUCGCAGUUACCAGAAUCUUGACGCUCAAGUUGCAAGUGACUGACAAUGGAUUUUUAACAAAUAAGUUCUUGUUUUUGAAAAAAAAAAGUCAAAAGCAGUAACUGUUUUAUAUGGAAAUGUGUCUUGAUAAUAUUACCUAUGAAAUGUGCAUUUAUCAGUACCUCGUAUCAAUCAGUUACAGAGCACAAUGAUUGUCAUUGGGUCUAUAUGUAUUUACUCUCUAUUAUUGGGCAUAGAGGUGGUUUCUGCCCCAGAACUCUAUCCACUGUAUUUCUACAUUGUGAGUCAUUUUACUUUAAAAGGAAAAAACAAAUUUGUAGCAACUAUGAUGUAUCAAGAAUUUUAAAUACUUGUCUCUCUUUUACUAAGAAGGAAUUUUUGAAUAUGCUGUCUACCUGGAAUCUCUCUCCCAAUAAAAGGCUGAUGCCUUUGGGAAUGACUUCACCUGUCCCAUUCCCAGGUGUUCUUCAAGAGGAUGCUGCCAUGGAUACCCUUACAUUUCUGAAAGGUUUUAAUCCUUAAGAGACAAAAGUUAAAAAAAACUACACUCAGCAAACACUAGAUGUUAUGCUCAAAUAUGAAUUUUUAACACAGCUGUGUUGACUUUGUUUCAUACUGCCAAUAAACCACUUAAUACUAAAUAUUGUAAA